AUGAACUCAAACAAUAAUAACACACUACGAUAUUUUUACUCAGUCAAUGAUGCUACUACUCGGCUUGAUAAAUUAUACCAAAUGGAACAACAUAACGAAUCUGCCGACAUUCGGUCCGACUUCGUUGACGGAUCCUAUCUUCCUAUAUUAAAUGAAAAAAACGUCUUGCUUGAUCCAGAUUGCAGCUUUGUUUCUGAUAUUCCAAUAAUAGAGAUCGAGUUCAUACCUGAUUUGCCUAACCUCUCGACAAUUGGUAACGAUAAUGAACUUACACAGGUCGAUCAACAUUUAGAGGAUCAACAAGACGAAGAUUCUCAAGCACACCACCCGAAUCAUAAGCACAUAAUAUCACGGAAGGCACAUUUCGCUAAAUAUAGCCAAGCUAAUAACAAGAAAUUUUUUUGUUCUAAAAGUUUAUGGUUUAAAUUCUUAUUAUUUUAA
This is a messenger RNA of Ambispora gerdemannii, 441 nucleotides long. The record is from the annotation of a GenBank genome assembly. NCBI's taxonomy places the organism in Eukaryota, Fungi, Glomeromycota, Glomeromycetes, Archaeosporales, Ambisporaceae.